CUCUCCCUGUCUGGCAGCAAGUAUCACCUCUUCAUUUCUUCUGUCUUGCAGCGCUCAAACACAGUAUUAGAUCAGCUUGAUGCUUCCAGGUUUCUCCCCACACACAGCUCGGAGUAAUUGUUGGGGAGGGCCUGAGAUCAGUCCCUGUGAUCUGGGCCAGACUGAGUCUAAGACAUCCAUGGGAAGAAGUAAGUGUCAUGUUCGGUGAAAGACAACUGCUGGCUGGCUGGCGUUAACCUGCUUUAAAGCACUACUCACUGUGAUGCAGGAAGUGUAAUAUCUGCGUAACGACCACAUUAGGUGUUUCCUUUUUACAUUUGAAGUCAUUAUUACGACACAACAGCUCAAUUCAGACUUCUUGUGUUAUCACUGCGAGACACUAACUAUCUGAAUUUUGACCAACAUCAUCCAAAUAACUGAACAGCCGCAGAUGAGCUGGCUGCAGCCGUGUGAGGACCACAGCCUCGACAGCCACUGUGGAAGUCGUGUCUCUUUAACGGAGGUAUUCUCAGGCCGGGAGGGGGGCUGGAUGGGUUCAUCGGGUUCACGUAGUAUUGCACGCCUCCUCCCAUUUCAGGUUGGCUGCUUCCCCGGCUCCCUCGGUGAAAGGGGUAGCUGUAAGGCAAAUAGGUGAUGGAAGUUUGCAGUGGAAAUGGCUGAAUAGUCGAGCUUGACCUUUAUUCGGGACACGGACUCGAUCAGCUGAUGACUCCAAACCAGCUGCCAUUUUCAGGUCAUUCGAGGCACCUCGCGAACUUGUUUGUAGCUCCAGCCAGCCGCACGAGCAAACGUGCUUUCUCCGCCUGCCAGUCGCCCACUGGGAUGGGGGCAUCGCUUCGUCCUGAGCUGUGCAGCGCUGGAAUAUAAACCAUGAUGGCUGAUGGAUGUUGCAGAGGGAUGGAAAGAGGCAGGGGGAAGAUUGCAUCAGAUGCCUCACCGAGACCCGCGUAUCCUCAGCAGUACGUCCACGCCGGACCCCCGCAGCAGGGCAGUGACAUCCAGGAGUUAGCCUCCAAGCGCGUCGACAUCCAGAAGAAGCGCUUCUACCUGGACGUGAAGCAGAGUGUGCGCGGACGCUUCCUGAAAAUAGCCGAGGUGUGGAUCGGAAGAGGCCGCCACGACAACAUCAGGAAGAGCAAGCUGACGCUGUCGAUGUCGAUGGCCCCCGCUCUGCGCUACUGCCUGGGAGACUUCAUAGAUUAUUAUGCCCGUAUCGGACUGCGGGGCGGCCUGGCGCCUCCGCAGCUCGAGGAGCACAGCAACAACGGCCAGGGCCGCGCGCACGACUCCCGCCGGAGAGCGCAGGAGCCGCACGCGGUGCUGUCUCCCACCGGCUCCGCGGCGUCCGACGACCGUGCCCACCGCGUCCUCAAGAGCGAAUUUAUCGAGAGGGACAACAGGAAGUACUUUCUGGACCUGAAGGAGAACCAGAGGGGCCGGUUCCUCCGCAUACGGCAGACUGUCAGCAAAGGACACGGCACAAUGGGCUACUACGGCCAGGGCAUCGAGCAGACCAUAGUGCUGCCCGCUCAGGGGCUCAUCGAGUUCAGAGACGCGCUGUCGCAGCUCAUUGAAGACUACGGCGACGAAGACGGCGACGACCGCGGCCGAGCCGGAUCCAGGACUCACGACGACAACCCCGACCUUCCAGAGGCCGCGUCCUUUCGGGUGGACAACAAGAGGUUUUACUUUGACGUCGGGUCUAACCGGUAUGGUAUCUUUUUAAAGAUUAGCGAAGUGCGGCAGCCGUACAGAAACACCAUCACGGUCCCCCUGAAAGCCUGGGCCAGGUUCGGAGAAAACUUCAUCCGGUACGAGGAGGAGAUGCGGCGGAUCUUCUCGUGUCACAAGGAGAAGAGGACAGACGCUCGGCAGGACAGCGAGGAGCAGGAGGACUGACCUUGGCAGUAGGCGGUCUGUGAUUGAGUCCAGUAAGCCCCAGAUCCCGUCCUUGCUGUGCCCCGCGUUAACACGGCUGCUGCUGCCGAGGUCCGCUCUCCCGCAGCCGGCUGUGGCCCGAACCCCACUCCGCUGAUUCUUUCAUUUCCCACCGCUAUUUAAUGUCUUCCCCCCCCCAUUACAGUACAUUUCUUUAGCUGAGCUUUUACCCAAAGCGAUACAGCUCACUGUAGACUCCAGCUGCUUUGCUUCUGAGUGACACUGGAAGGGGACAACGAGUCCGCCCCCGAAACACAGCGUGGACAGCUGGACCUGCCAGUCCGCCACAACUAGGUCUUUAUGAAAAGGGUCAAUUAAGAACCAGCUAACAUUUAAGUCUUUUACAUUUCUAUUUCAGCUGCAACUAAAAAUGGACAGAAGAACUGGGCUCAGUCCAGGUCCAGGGACCGGGACCGGCCCAUGUGAUGCAGUCACACUGCGGGAGCUUUCCCAUCAGCAGUAACGCUGUGGCAGAGACGGAUGCGGUCAGAACGGUCUGCAGUGGGGGACGUGUGGGAGGUGAGGGGAGACACCAGUCCGGCCUCAAAGCAGCAGCAGGACUGAGGGGCCGGGGGCGGCCCGGUUCCCGAUUAGCCCUCAGACUUGCUGCUGUUUCCCCUUCCUUACCGUCGGCAGCCUCCCGAGCUGCUCUGCCAGAGUGCCAUUGUCAGUAGGAAAGCACCUCACUGUUUACAGUGGGAGACGCAAACGUGUUACUAGCCAGUGCAAUACCUGUCCUCUAGUAUUCCGUCCAACCCGGCACUGAGUCCACACACAGGGCCUGUUUGUCAUGUUGAGCUUUGUGUUUGUCACAUUCUGAUGCUAAUAUUUGAUUUGUCACGCGCUUUGAAGCCUCAAACACUUGAAAGGAAUUGGCUGUAUGAAUAUUUCUUCUACAUAGACGUCUCUUCUCACCACCCAGAAGCCCAGUUAAGACCGAGAAGAGCAGACCACAGUGACCCUGUCUGAAAAGACACUGUAGAUCUCAUGCUUCUUAAGGAGUGUGUUGCUGUAGUUACAUUAUUUAUAGUGUGUUGCAAUCAUAGCAGGUACAGCUGCGAUUCACACACUUGGUUUGCUGAAGGAAGAGAUGAGCGCGGGCAGCAGUGUGGCUCACAGUGCUGUACACAAUCCAAGCGCAGAAAAGCGACCUGUGAAGGGUCUGCCAGUGCAGACUGUCCCGUGAGAGACCCAGACUGGCUCCGCACUGAAGCCUGCAGGAACGUGGCUUCGCACACUUUUUAACUGUCAUCAUUUCUUCCUCCUGCAACUGUAGGGGGCCCCUGUGGCACCCAAACCUUUGGGCUCGUGACCGCUUAGAACAAAACAAUGUCAAGAGGAACUUCCUUCUCAGAUUCCUUUAUCUGAACGAUUUAUUUGUGGCAAAAGUUUCAGUAAAAAGCAAAAUUUGGAGCAAAGUCUGAGGAAAGGUGUUACGGAAAUAAUUGUUUCUGCUUUUCUAUCCUGUUAAUCAUCUCGUGAGCCCUGAGAGUGAGCUUGAAAGCACUGAUGUAGACAGUCCCAGUGCCAGCUGUAUAGUGAUGCCUUUAAAACUCUUGUGGAUACUUGAAACAUUGAGAAGGAUAUUUUAGAUUAUUAUUUUACUACAUGCCCCUUAGACCUUGACACACUGAUAAUAUUUGAAAUGACACAUCAGAGUGAGUUCUUUCCUGAGUAAUACAUUAGACCAAAACCUAUGGCUUAAUGUGUGGGGGAAGGAUUAGUUUGAUUUUGAAUAUGUGGUGCUAUGGAAAUGCGUUUACACAGUUGCGGACGUAAACAGAUAGGAGGAGGUAGAAGCCGGACUGGCGACCUUGAUGUCGGUGGAUGACCUCGGCACUCAUUGGCACACGGGGCAGAUAAAUGAGUGUUAGCGUAGAAAGGGCUCAGCGUCCCGCUCGGUCGGGCCUUUAAAUCGCCUUUGCCCCGAUGAGCUCGUUUCUGCAGAGCCGUGUAUUUGACCUCUCCCCUCUAUCUGCUGAUGAGGAACUGAUGAAGUUGUCUACGUCUUACUUGUGUGUUAUUUUUGACUGCGAGUCCCUAAAAAGCCACGAAGUGCUGCUUCUCCAUAAGAGCUUGACUGGCAGUUGGCGGUACAUUGAGCUCUGUGUAUACUGUAUGCGACCUGCACGAAAGCAGAGCUGGUCACUCGCGACAAAGAGCCCGUUUCGGACUUUGACUGAACUACAAAACCGUGGAUUCAGCACAAGGUGACUCCAGGUCUCUGUAAGAUCAGACCCCAAGGUGACCAAAGUCAAGGGCUCGCAACCAAGAUAGGCACUCCGCUCAACACCACACACGUGGACCAUCAGAAUUCAGUACUACUUUAAAAAAUGAUUGAUUUAGUCCCAACAGUUCGUCAUCUGUCGUAGUUGUUAUAGAACGGAAUGGAGAGCGAGGGCGGGGCCAACGCAGACAGAACUGUAAUGGCUCGCACGGUUAACUCGGUGCAGUGGACAUUUCCAAAGCAUUUACUCCGUCAGUACCGUAGAGUCGUGUCGUACGCGCCGCUCUUAACACAGGAACUCCACUUUGCUGUUCUUUUGUUGUUGACAGCGUGAAUGAAAAGGGUGUUUCUGUUUCUGCAGAGAAAGGGAGGAGCGGCAGAGCGGAAACGACAACAGGACUCUGUUGCCGGUAAACACGGAGGAAGGGUUCUGUUUGCGUUAACGGCAAAUUAAAAGGAGCAGAUUAGAAAACAGGAUAUAACAAGAUAUUAGAAAUAAAUACAUGUUGCUGGUUCUCUCUGCAGCUGAGGUAAAUAAAGAUACACUAUUUGAGAAGAGACGGUAUACAGUAUAUACAACAUGGUUCCUGACAUGCUAGAGAAUCACUACGUGCAGCUGAUGGUUGGACUUGUAUCACGGAGGUGUGUUGCCCAGCAGAUGCUGAUGUUUCACCGUGCUGCUGUGGAGAGCUCAUAUCUAAUACCUCACACCGCAGUGCUCUGCUGCCUGCGGCAGUUUUUAAAGACACACUUAAAAACAUGUAUUUUCCCCAGAGGCCGGCACCAAAAUGCUCAUUCAAAAGGCAGGUUCCAUCAUGUGGCCUUCCAAACACCGUAGCUGCUGCAGUACAUGUAUGUCAGGCAGGGAUUGUGUUUGUAAAGACAUUUCUUAUGGCCAGUAUUUUCAAACUGUGGCCAUGGAAAACACGCAUAUUGAGUUUAAACCCAGUUCCAGUCAGCAGUUUAACCAUUUUGUUUUUAUUGUGCUGACAGUGUUAUAGGAUAUUACUAAGCUGCUGCACCGACGUUCAAAGAGAGAGUUCAAAAAGCUUCGUCGCCCGUCACAGUGAACGUGGAACAUGCACAGCGUCUCCGGCAGGCCCUUCGUCUCAGUGCCGUGCUACUGCAAUGACUGGUCUUGGUGUAGGAGGAAGUCCGUGUUCAAAGACUUGCCUUGCACGAAAAGCACCGGACUAGCUGUGUCUGUUGUGCGGUGUAGGGCGCGAACCGGCGUGAUUCAAUGAGUUGUUUUAUUUUCAUAUAAAUGGCUGAAGUUAUAUAAAGCAGUGUAGGAAGUAUAAUUCAAAGCACAAUUUAUUUUAAAAAUGAUUCUUGACAUUGAUUUGAUUCAGCAUUGAUGGCCAGUGGUUUUGGCUCCAGAGGCAGAUUUCGCCUCAGCCAGGAUACUAAGAUAAAGACAUGGUAUUAAUUCUCCUGAAAGUGGAAUGUGAAUUAAUGCCAUCUGUCUUUUGAAUUCCAAAUAUCACUCCAUAAAAGCACUUUAAAGAAAAGCUGCACUUGGUUCUGCUGCUUUGUAAUCAGCGGGCGUAGAGGGACCAUUCCUAUCAAUGCCUUUGGUGUAAAGAGACAAUCAUGGGUCCCUGCUCAUAGACUCUGAGGAGCUGCAGUUAAACAGCACUCCAUCACGAUCCGUGUCCGGUGUUGAGCUUCUCAUCGAGGUGACGUCUGGAGUUAUGUAUAGUAAUACAAACGCCGUAGUAAGUAAUCAUUGUCGGAUGUACUGAGACUCGCUGAAUUCUGUGAAAUGCACAUUUCAUCCUGUGGAAAUGAACAAUGUGAAGAUACUCUACCAUGAAUGUUUGGCGACAGCACAGACUAACGCUGUCGUGUUUUAUUUGAAAUUCAAACUGCCGCUUAAAAACGUUCUAUUUGAAUUUCAGAUUCACAGUUUAUUAGCUCAACGGGCCAUGUCUUGUACUCCGACGAGGACAUUUGUAAAAUGCCCGGUUGUCAGUAAACUAGGCUUUUGUUGCUGCUGGCGCUAAGUGACGACGCCACACCGUGUGAGAAGUAAUGUGAGGAAUGUUUUAGAAUGGCCCCACACCUGAACGGACCAGCGUUCACGCUCCCACGCACUUUGACAUCAGAUCACGUUCGAAUACAUCUGAAUAAUCGUAGAAAAGGUUUCAGUCGUAGUCAUCUGGACACUGU
Siniperca chuatsi (mandarin fish) is the source of this 6337-nucleotide messenger RNA. RefSeq names its product purine-rich element binding protein G (gene purg). Lineage: Eukaryota; Metazoa; Chordata; Actinopteri; Centrarchiformes; Sinipercidae. Bases 871 to 1899 code for a protein of 342 amino acids. Gene Ontology annotation, molecular function: DNA-binding transcription factor activity, RNA polymerase II-specific; purine-rich negative regulatory element binding; RNA polymerase II transcription regulatory region sequence-specific DNA binding. Gene Ontology annotation, cellular component: nucleus. The record is from RefSeq and is a predicted model, not a curated record. Gene Ontology annotation, biological process: regulation of transcription by RNA polymerase II. The transcript has a single exon.